CCGGCAGUUGGACUCCGGAGAGCAGGGAGUGUCGGAAAUGGCGACAAAGCGGCUGGCGCGGCAACUUGGAUUAAUUAGAAGAAAGUCAAUUACACCAGCAAAUGGAAAUCUAGAAAGAAGCAAAUCCAAGCAGUUAUUUGCCUACUUAAUUGUCAUUGAUUUUGAGUCGACAUGCUGGAAUGAUGGGAAGCGCCACCAUAGCCAGGAAAUAAUUGAAUUUCCAGCAGUAUUGCUGAACACAUCAACUGGAGAUAUUGAGUCUGAGUUCCAUGCUUAUGUUCAGCCUCAGGAACAUCCAAUUCUUUCAAAAUUUUGUAUGGAACUGACAGGCAUAAAGCAGGCUCAAGUUGAUGAAGCAGUCCCUCUGAAGAUUUGCUUAUCUCAGUUCUGUAAAUGGAUUCAUAAGAUUCAGCAACAGAAGAACAUUACUUUUGCUACUGGGGUUUCAGAGCCUUCUACUUCUGACGUAAAAAUAUGUGCAUUUGUUACUUGGUCAGACUGGGACUUGGGAGUUUGCCUGGAGUAUGAGUGUAAGAGGAAACAGCUGUUAAAACCUGUAUUCUUAAAUUCUUGGAUUGAUCUCAGAGCAACUUACAAGCUUUUCUAUAGGAGAAAACCAAAAGGACUAAGUGGCGCAUUGCAGGAAGUGGGAAUAGAAUUCUCAGGACGAGAACAUUCUGGGUUGGAUGAUUCUCGGAAUACUGCUCUUCUUGCUUGGAAAAUGAUCAGCGACGGUUGCCUGAUGAAAAUUACAAGGUCCUUGAAAAAGGUUUCCACUGAGAAGAAUCACAACAUUCUGGCCAGAAAUUUGAAUACAUAUCAAGUUGAAGAAACAUCUGCCUACGACAUUGGCAUCCAGUGUCCCAGCAUAUAUGCUAGGAAGCCUGAAAAUACGAUAAAUUUUCAUGAAAAAGUUCAAAUGAAGUCAGUCUAUACAAAUUCUCCUAUAAAGGCACAGCAGGACCAGUUACAAGUAAAGAGCAAUAUGAAAGCAGGUCUUCACAAUGUCAAAAGUUGCUUAUCUCUUUCUAAUGCUAAGUCCUCUACUUCUCUGGGCCAGUUGCAGCCUCCACCUUUCUAUAUGCAGAAACAGAGAAAAAAUGAGGAUCUUGCGUUGAAUACCAAAUCUAAGUCUUCAGCAGUUGGUUCAGAAUUGGUACUUGUUUCUACCACCCUUUCAUCUGUUAAUCAUGUUUCUGAUGUGGAAGUGAGUUCUACGCUUGAUUGUUUACCUAUGUUGGCUGAUUGGGAGGAUGUAGUUUUACUGCCAGCAUCUCAUCUUGAGCAAAAUAAAGAUUGUACAGUUCCCAUUAGUGACUCAGACUUAGAUACGUCAUUUAAUUCUGGAGAAAGAUCAACAGUUUUAAAAGAAUCAGAAAUACUAAGAAGUUAUGAAAACUUUGGAGGCACAGAGAAAACUUUUCAAAAAUCUGAAACCUCUAAGUCUAUUGUGUACAGAAGUCCUCACACUACUAUUUAUAAUGUAAAAGAAGCCAAAGAUCCAGGUUCAGAUGUUUCUACCUUUAAAUUACCUGAACACAAAUCAAGUAUUUUCAAAAGUGUUAAUGGGUCUCAUCCUUUAGUUUUGGGGAAACAUCCUCUUCUUUUAGGUGGCACUGAAAGGAAUCCAUCUAGUCCCCCAGCUUUCCCACCAGCAAAAAAACAGACCUUCACUAUUCAUGAAGAAAAGUCUGCAUUAUCUGAAUGCUCCCCAAUAAGAAGUUCUUCCCGGAAGGUUAUCCCCUCUAUAUUAACUUCGACAGUUAACCUACAAGAGCCUUGGAAGAGUGGCAAAAUGACACCGCCCUUAUGUAAGUGUGGCCGCAGAUCAAAGAGACUUGUUGUUUCUAAUAAUGGACCAAACCAUGGAAAAGUCUUUUAUUGUUGCCCUAUUGGAAAAUACCAAGAAAACAGAAAAUGUUGUGGUUAUUUCAAAUGGGAGCAAACACUUCAAAAGGAAAGAGCCAAUAGCAUAGUUCCAUCUCAUUCCACAGAAAGACUCACUUUUAGUUCUCCAGAAACAAGUCAUAUUCAAGACAGAAAUUUAAAUUUUUUAACUAAAAGUUCUUUGAGACUCAGGCCUUCAAUGAGGAAUUGAUAAACUUUCAUGUAUGAAUCCUAAUUGUUCCCUAAAUUCCAAAACAUGGGUAUUCUGGUAACA
Carlito syrichta (Philippine tarsier) is the source of this 2161-nucleotide messenger RNA. It is a transcript of the gene ERI2, whose product is annotated as ERI1 exoribonuclease family member 2. The transcript has 9 exons. The record is from RefSeq and is a predicted model, not a curated record. Lineage: Eukaryota; Metazoa; Chordata; Mammalia; Primates; Tarsiidae. Gene Ontology annotation, molecular function: zinc ion binding; 3'-5'-RNA exonuclease activity; nucleic acid binding. Gene Ontology annotation, biological process: exonucleolytic trimming to generate mature 3'-end of 5.8S rRNA from tricistronic rRNA transcript (SSU-rRNA, 5.8S rRNA, LSU-rRNA). The coding region runs from base 38 to 2098 and encodes 686 amino acids.